This is a messenger RNA of Patella vulgata (common limpet), 4420 nucleotides long. RefSeq lists its product as uncharacterized. The transcript is spliced from 10 exons. The coding region runs from base 95 to 3058 and encodes 987 amino acids. NCBI's taxonomy places the organism in Eukaryota, Metazoa, Mollusca, Gastropoda, Patellidae. Gene Ontology annotation, molecular function: protein binding. The record is from RefSeq and is a predicted model, not a curated record.
AGACAGAAGAUCAUCUUCAUUCUAACCCUAAAGCAAAACGUCUUCCAUAUUUUAUUUGUAGGGGACGGACGCUACGCAGGGGCAACGUUCGACGAUGGAGACCCUUUGGUUACAGCGGUCCUCCAGCGACAUACCCUGGGGUUUUCGACUUCAGGGGGGCCGGGAAUAUGGAACCAUUCUACAAGUUCAAAGGGUAACCCCUGGUAGCGUAGCAUCUAGUGGUUUAAAACCUGGUGACACUAUUAUGAAGAUUGGACCAGUCAAUGCUACAACUUUGUCACACAAUGAAGGACAAGAACUUAUUCGUAACGCAGGGAAUAUUUUGCAGCUCACUAUUAAAAAGCUAAGUGCGUCGUGUCAACCAGACGGUCCCAUGUCCCCAAAUAGAUACCAGUAUGACAGUCAAGUAUCAGCUCAACUGUUACAGGGUUCACCACGAGCCCAGCAGCAACAACAACAGCAACAGCAAUCAUAUGGCUACAGUCUUUCACAGGAUAACUCAAACCAACCUUUCAGAAUACAGAUACAACACUCUAAGACACCGUCUUAUCCAGAAACUAAUUCGUUCAACAGUCGUAAAUAUAUAGACACUUCUCAACAGCAGGCUCCAAGCUAUUCUAGUCCCAAUUACCAGCAGAAUUACGAACAGCCUAGCUACGGUCGUCAGAAUUCUCAACAAGCUCGAAGUCAGCAAGACACCUAUGAAGCUCAGCCUUACACACAGUAUAAAAGACAGACUUCUCGUGAUCCAAAUUAUGGAGUCCAGGGUGUGCCGCAAUAUCAAUCACCCAGAGUGCAAUCUUCUCCUCAGCAUAUACAAAUACACUAUCAACAACAGACACCACAAGAACAACAACAGCAACAACAAGCUUUUAGCCCGACGUCUUAUAAUAAACCUCAACAAUUUUCUAAAUACUCGGAUAAUGUGUAUGGUGCUAAUCAGACUUCUUAUUCGUCUAGUCAACCCAAAAGCCCUUCCACUUAUCAGGCUCCACCGUUCAGUCCUGGAGGAACACCUUAUUAUCAAGAGGAACUAAAAUCUCCGUCCUAUAAAAGUCCAAUAUUACCUGGAGGAGGUACGCUGAACAGAAGUUUCAGUAACGAGCCACAGCCACAAAGUAAUUCAUAUUCUCAGCCCCCGCCCUCUACGUAUUAUAAUACAAUUUCUCCGACGGGUACUUAUAGUCGUAACGCUAGUUCAGAUUACAAUCAGACCGAUUAUUCUCAGACGUUCCCCAGAAGUUACAAUAGACAAAGUUCACAGCCAACUUCACCUUAUGUCAGUGACCAAGUAUCGUAUGGUUCACCAUCACAAAACACAUUCUCUCCCAUACCGACGUCCAACCAACCUAGUCUAUUUAGUAGAAGUACCUCCCAACCAGCACAGAGUUAUGAUCCAACACCUGAACAACCAGCACAUAGUGCCACAUCAAGGGCGACAAUGAGCCCUUUAAGACAACAAAUGAAUCAGUUAGCAAGUCCGACGAGUGCGAGUUAUCCAUAUGGAUCUCAGCCGACGUCCUACGGAGCGCAACCAACGUCACCACAAAUAGUUCCAGCCGCACCGUCAUUUAGCCAGUCAGCUCAACCAAUGUCACCACAAAGAGUUCCAGCUGCACCGUCAUUUAGUCAGACAGCUCAACCAAUGUCACCACAAAGAGUUCCAGCUGCACCGCCAUUUAGUCAGGCAGCCCAACCAAUGUCACCACAAAGAGUUCCAGCUGCCCCACCAUUUAACCCAGUGCCUGUAGCACCACCUGUGGGAGCUCUCGAUUCUUUCAGUAGUCCAUAUUCUUCAUCACAACUUGGUUAUGGAGCUGUAAGUCCGGACCUCUCUUCACUUUCUCUGACUUCUGAUAGCCUUGACCAAGGAUUAAACGUUCCAUAUGAAAUGUCAGAACCUGCUGUUCUAGCUCCCCUUCCCCCUCCCCCUCCACCUCCCCCUCCUCCACCAUCAGGUCCCCCGCCCCCACCUCCCCCACCUAUGCCACCAUCAUUAGCUGACUGGAGACCAGAUGACCAGAAAAGAACAUCUAAUUCGAACUCCAAUCAACAAGAUGGUAAUAAAGUACCUGACGGUUUAAUAAGUGCCAUGAAUAAACCGGGUAAAAAACCGUUUUCGUAUGGAAUUGACUUGGAAGAACUCAAACAAAGAACAUCGAGACAGUCUCCAGCAGUGGCUCCUAAAGCUAAGAAACAGCCUGUACCUACUCCAGCUGGACCACCAGGUACAGCUCCUAAACCAGGCGUAGCUAAAACUAACGUAAUGCCAGGAGGACCUCCAGGAUCUGGCUCAACUUACAAAAAUCAGUCAGAAACUUUACGAAUGGUCCAAGAACGCGAAGCAAGUAAGAAUGAACCUCGUUCUGAAAUAGAUGAGAGUCAUAUACAUGUAAACCCUACAGGUCCUAAAGGAAAACAAUCUAUGUCCUUUAAAGUUUUGCAAUGGAUGACAGACACACCGGAAAAUCCAGCAGAACCAAUUGUUGACAAACCUAAAUCGAAAAAACAGAGGAAUCCCCUGUUGCGUCAUAAUUCGGAGGAUGAUGAAAUGAGAUUUUCGGGACUUCAUGGUAAAGCAGAUAUACCGUCUAAAGCAUUUGGUAGAGUACAACACAUGAAAACAACUGAUUCACCACCACCACAAGAUCAACAAGAUAAUGACCAACAGAUAGGUAAUUAUGAUGAAACAUCUAUAAGAUAUAAAGGGAAGUUCAUCCCAUCACCCUCAUUCAGAGUUUUACAAAAUUGGGCUGCACUGGAUACAGACGUUGAAACCCCAGCACAGAGACGAGCUAAUGUAGAUGAAGAAGAUGAUGGUUUACCUGAUACUUUGUCUAAUGAAGAAAUGGUUGAUGUAAGAUAUAAAGGUGGACAUAUACCAUCUAGAGUAUUUAGAUCAUUACAGAAAGCUGUAGGUGAUGAUACACCCGAAAUACCAACACCAACACAGAAUGGAAGUUCUGACCAAAGUCAACCUAGAGGAAUAAAGGUUAUAUCUAAGGCCGUGCCACAAACUGUUCAACAGGGUGAUACUAAUGCCGGUACAGAUUUUUAAGAUGGAAGAAGAAUUAUAAAGUUAUUGUUUUCAGAUUAUUUAUUACAUUGUUAAUAUGAUAGAUAUUUUAAAACUAUUUAAUAUUUGCAUGAAGUCAAUGACACUAGUCGCCAACGUGUAACCCGAAUUGCAUGACAUGUUUUAUGAGUACCCCCCCCCCCCCACCCCUUAGUUUCUUUGGCGGAAAACAUCCGGCCACACUAUAGGCCAAGAGGCUAUCCGUCAAGAGUGUAAUUAGAAGUACCAUUAUUAUAUUGUAUUAAUGAGAUCUAAGCAUUUACGAUUUGUUAACGUAUGAUCUCUUUAAUAUAGAAUCUUUUACUAACAGAAGCAAUGUAAAUAUGUAAAUAUGAAAGAUAUUGAAAGCGACGUAAGAGAGUUGUUUAGGUUUUUAGUUAAUCAAGGAAGGUGUUAGCUUAAGUGAAAUCCUAUUCUUCCGAAGACAACACGAAAUAAGGUUGCAAGAAAUCCAAAUAAAAACAGGAGUAAGACCACCAAAAUUUUACAAAAUUAGAAAACGAAUACUAGAAGUGGUUAUGUUUGAAUCUUUUUAUGUUUUACUAUUGUAUAAUUAAUUAACAAAAUGACUAAUAUUUUUGUAUGUCUUAUUAUGUAUAUAUAUAUAUUCUAGCAAUAGUGAGGAGCUCAUUCAAAUUCUGCCUUCAUCACUAUGGUAACCAAUUGUGCCUUAUGAAUAUGAAGUUAAUGUCUGUAGAAAAUACAACUUAGAAAAAAUAUAUUCUCCCCGCUCUAUGUAAUUGUAUAGUCGUGCCUAUUACACCCUCUUAUACAUAGGGGUGAGUGGUGAGAUCUGCGCUACAUGGAAUGGUAGUUUAACCUAUGCACAUAUUAUGUUUUCUAGAGAACCUUGUUUGUUAUUUACUAGUAUACUUAGUUAUUCUCUAUUAUCCAUGCGUAGAUUAUGUUUUGUUGACCGUUACUUUCAUUUCCUUCUUCCAUCUCUGUACAUAAACAUUGUACCAUGUAUAUUUUCAGAUAAGUAGACCUUUAGUUAUGCGUUUGCUAUGAUAUUUCCUUAUAAGUUAUUCGGAAAAAAUAUAUCUUUUGUGAAAAAUUAAUCAUAAAGUUACAAAAGCUUUGAUAACAAGUUUUCGGGUAAACGGCUUUUUUUGUUCUAUUAUGGAAGCAUUUUGUAGUAGGAUUAUUAAAAUAAAUUUUAAAAAACUGUUAGGCUGUAGAAAAGAUUUAGAUCUCCAAAGUAUUUAUCAAAUUUGAAAUAAAUUAUAUUCGCUUUGUAAUUUAUUUUUCGGUUGCUAUGCCAAUCCCAUUGGGACAGUUUGCUGUGUCAUUGGUGUGUGUUAUGUGUACUUUUAAUCAAAAAUAAAGUUUUAUCCAUAAAUA